UUGGAUUCGUUCAAAGCUCUGGUCGGUGCUUUGCUCCUCUUCUCUGUUCGAUAGCCAGCUAGCGCAGUUCGUUCCGUGAAAGUGUCCGCCAUAGGAAAUAAGUUGGUCAUAAAUUAGUGCUACUUCGAGGGUGAAAUUCUCCGACAACUUGCUCCGAUCUCUUUUUCGUAACAAACAAACCUACACACACAAACAAUGGCCGAGAAACCGAAGCGUCCUCUAUCCGCGUACAUGCUGUGGCUGAACUCUGCCCGCGAGGGAAUCAAGAAGGAGAACCCCGGCAUCAAGGUGACCGAGAUCGCCAAGAAGGGUGGUGAGCUAUGGAGAGGCAUGAAGGACAAGACCGAGUGGGAGAACAAGGCCGCCAAGAUGAAGGACGAGUACAACAAGGCCGUCCAGGAGUUUGAGCGAAACGGUGGCAGCAAGGACGCCGGCAAGGGCAAGAAGCCCGCCAAGGCCGCCAAGAAGGCGCCCAAGAAGAGCAAAAAGAAGGACUCGGACGAUGACGACGAUGAGUCCGGAGAGGAGAGCGACUGAACUAAUUAACCCUUAAGAAAAAGUAUGUUGUGUGCGAGAGAGCGAUACAAAAAAAUAACAUGUAGGUACGCGGGAGGGAACAAUGGGUAAAAAGUCGAGCAGCGGCGGCAGGAGAAGCUAAGAGAAGAGAGAAAAAAAAACCUUACAAAAAGCCAGAAAAAAAUAACAAAAAAAGAUUAUUUUUAAUUUAUUGUAUAAAUGUUCGGGGCCUUACUUCUCGAGAGCAGCAGCAAAAUCAUCCACAAAAA
Culex pipiens pallens (northern house mosquito) is the source of this 785-nucleotide messenger RNA. Its product is annotated as high mobility group protein D-like. The coding region runs from base 196 to 537 and encodes 113 amino acids. Gene Ontology annotation, molecular function: transcription cis-regulatory region binding. The transcript is spliced from 3 exons. Lineage: Eukaryota; Metazoa; Arthropoda; Insecta; Diptera; Culicidae. The record is from RefSeq and is a predicted model, not a curated record.